Saprolegnia diclina VS20 is the source of this 1670-nucleotide messenger RNA. RefSeq lists its product as hypothetical. The transcript has a single exon. Lineage: Eukaryota; Oomycota; Saprolegniomycetes; Saprolegniales; Saprolegniaceae. The coding region runs from base 7 to 1614 and encodes 535 amino acids. The record is from RefSeq and is a predicted model, not a curated record.
UUGAAAAUGACCACCGACAACCGAGCGGCAAUAUGGCUGCUAUCGCCGAUCGCGCUGCAGAUUCUGGACUACCUCGACGACGGCGACGACGCAUACGCCUUUCUUCAAGCUGCGCCCGACGGCAGCCUCGAUGACGCGCUCGACGCGCUACGGACGCUCUUGGCCAUGGACUCGGAGCUGCCACUCUGGCCCACGGCCCACAUUGCCAAUCUCGACAAGGCCUACAGCAUGAGUCCUGGCGUCGUCACAAGGGCGCUUCCAGCGUUCAAGAAGAUAACUGUCGCUUGCAGCCAGGACUGCCCGAGCAUUUGCCACAACACGGUCCUGCCACCGACGACUGCCGUGAGGUCGAGCGUUCGAGACGACGUCACCAGUGUCCGCGCAGCCCUUGGCAAAUGGCUUCCGAACCUCGUGGAUUUCAGGAUUGUGAGUCCUUCUUCCGUGGACUUUUCGGCCGUCGUCAAGGACAGCCUCUCGUCGUGCCCGAGCCUUUGUUCGCUGACCAUGGACCAGCAAGAGGUUUUUACGCAGGAUGCAUUUGACGCAGCACUGACGGCUGUCGUCGCAACUUGCCGCCACGUCGAACGCAUCAGUAUCAGUUCGUCCAAAAUCUCGCACAUGUCGGACUGGAGAAGCCUCCUCACGUGGCUGGCGCAGCCAACUGCGCGUCAUCUGGAGCUGGACAGUACCGACUUUCCAGGCGCACUUGGCACAGACCUCGCAGCAGCAAUGAUAGUGUCGAAUACGCUGGAGACGAUCGAGUUACUUCAUAUGCCGAGCCUCACACGCGCAGUAACGAGUCCGUCGUCGCCGCCGCUUCUUGAGCAACUGCGGCACUUGGUGAUCUGGGACUACAUACCGGAAGACGACUACGAUACCUACGACGACGACGACGAUGACAUCAUUCCACCGCCGGCGUUUGAUGAAGCGGAUAUGGCCUCGCUCGCCCGCAAGCUCGCGACCUCGCGCCUCGAAAGCUUGGAUUUGAUGCUCCGAGUUGCUUGCGAUGCCACGUCAGUCCUUUUCAUCUUGCUGGAGGUACCAACACUGACCAAAUUUGCGCUCCAGGAAGCGAAUCUGACCGCGUUCCCACCUCUGAUGCAGCUUUUGCAUCUCGAGUUGAGCUCGGUAACGUUCUCGGACGAGGCCAUCGCGUCGCUCGCGGCGCUGCUUCGCUCGUCGCCCAAGCUCGUGCAGUUGGAUCUUGGCAACGACGAGCUCCCGAUCUCCCAAGCCGACACGAUCUUUUGCGCGCUGCCGCAGUGGCUGAGUCGUCGUGGGACAACAUGCGGCGUCUACCUUGCGAUCAAGAGUGAUGCGUGUGCUAAUGCUUUUGCAACGGCACUCGCUCAGGCGCACAACGCACACAAGGUCAAGAUCACGGUUUCGGCAUACGGCCUCUCGCUCGCAGCCAAGGCACUCGUUGUCACCGCGCUGGCGUCAACAGCGCGGAUAGCGCUGGUGUUUAGCGGACCCCAAGAUCCCAAGAUCGAUGCGGCACUGGAAGCGUGUGGUCGGCAACAUCAUUUGACAAUCGUGUAUCGCAAGGAGUACCCUCAGACGGCCAGGCAGACCUGGUUCCACUCGCCACGCAAUGCAUUGACGACCUACUAGCGACUUGGUGAAAUGAAACAGCGAUUUAAUGUCAAAUUCUCAGGUCUGAGGUCGCC